Messenger RNA from Hipposideros armiger (great roundleaf bat), 5375 nucleotides. RefSeq names its product atrophin 1 (gene ATN1). Gene Ontology annotation, molecular function: transcription corepressor activity. NCBI's taxonomy places the organism in Eukaryota, Metazoa, Chordata, Mammalia, Chiroptera, Hipposideridae. Bases 440 to 3982 code for a protein of 1180 amino acids. The transcript is spliced from 10 exons. Gene Ontology annotation, cellular component: nucleus. The record is from RefSeq and is a predicted model, not a curated record.
CCGGGGGGAGGCGGCGGGCCUUGGGAGGGGCUGAGCGAGAGCCGGGAUCGGGAUUUGCUCCGGGUGCCGGCGGGCGAUCGGGACCAGGUUGGGGGAAGGAAGGGGGAUGGGGGCUGCCCUCCGAGGUGGUCGGGGCCGCCGCCGCCGCCGCCGCGGCGGCGACUGAAGCCGGGAAGAGGACAGGGGGGCGGGGAGCGGUCGCCGCCGCCCCCCGGAGGCGCCGGAGCCCCGAAUCGCGCUCGGAGCCAACCAGUGGUCCGGAGCACUAGCAGGCUUCACUGAAAACAGAUCCUGCAAGUUCCAGGUGCCUACAUUGCAAACUUGGAGAUCCUGCUUCCUGCUUCCCAGGCCACAGACGUGGGGAGUUUGGGGUGAAGCAGAGAAGUUUCUGUAUUCAGCUGCCCAGGCAGAGGAGAAUGGGGUCUCCACAGCCUGAAGAAUGAAGACAAGACAGAAUAAAGACUCAAUGUCAAUGAGGAGUGGACGGAAGAAAGAGGCCCCUGGGCCCCGGGAAGAACUGAGAUCAAGGGGCAGGGCCUCCCCUGGAGGGGUCAGCACAUCCAGCAGUGAUGGCAAAGCCGAGAAGUCUAGGCAGACAGCCAAGAAGGCCCGAGUAGAGGAAGCCUCCACCCCAAAGGUCAGCAAGCAGGGCCGGAGUGAGGAGAUCUCAGAGAGUGAAAGUGAGGAGACCAACGCACCAAAAAAGACCAAAACUGAGGAGCUUCCUCGGCCACAGUCCCCUUCAGAUCUGGACAGCUUAGAUGGGCGGAGCCUCAAUGAUGAUGGCAGCAGUGACCCAAGGGAUAUAGACCAGGAUAACCGAAGCACGUCCCCCAGCAUCUACAGCCCUGGAAGUGUGGAGAAUGACUCUGAUUCAUCUUCUGGCCUGUCCCAGGGCCCUGCCCGCCCUUACCACCCACCUCCACUCUUUCCUCCUUCCCCUCCACCACCAGACAGCAACCCCCGACAGCCAGAACCUGGCUUUGAACCCCAUCCUUCUGUGACACCCACUGGAUAUCAUGCUCCCAUGGAGCCCCCCACAUCUCGGAUGUUCCAGGCUCCUCCUGGGGCCCCUCCCCCUCACCCACAGCUCUACCCUGGGAGUGCUGGUGGAGUUUUAUCUGGACCUGCAAUGGGUCCCAAGGGGGGAGGACCUGCCUCUUCAGUAGGGGCCCCUAGUGGGGGUAAGCAGCACCCCCCACCCACCACCCCCAUUUCAAUAUCAAGCUCUGGGGCUGGUGGUGCUCCCCCAACAAAGCCGCCUAACACUCCAGUGGGUGGUGGAAACCUACCCUCUGCUCCACCACCAGCCACCUUCCCUCAUGUGACACCAAAUCUGCCUCCCCCACCUGCUCUGAGACCCCUUAACAAUGCAGCAGCCUCUCCUCCUGGCCUGGGGGCCCAGCCACUACCUGGGCAUCUACCCUCUCCCCAUGCCAUGGGGCAGGGCAUGGGUGGACUUCCUCCUGGCUCAGAGAAGGGCCCCACUCUUGCUCCCUCACCCCACCCUCUGCCCCCUGCUUCCUCCUCUUCUGCCCCAGCCCCCCCAAUGAGGUAUCCUUAUUCAUCCUCUAGUGGUAGCUCUGCAGCAGCCUCCUGUUCCAGUUCUUCAUCUUCGUCUGCUUCCCAGUACCCAGCUUCCCAGGCAUUGCCCAGUUAUCCCCACUCCUUCCCUCCGCCGACAAGCCUCUCUGUCUCCAAUCAGCCACCCAAGUAUACUCAGCCUUCUCUCCCAUCCCAGGCUGUGUGGAGCCAGGGUCCCCCCCCACCUCCUCCCUAUGGCCGCCUCUUAGCCAACAGCAAUCCCCAUCCAGGCCCCUACCCUCCUUCUACUGGAGGCCAGUCCACUGCCCACCCACCAGCCCCAACACAUCACCAUCACCACCAGCAACAGCAGCAACAGCAGCAGCAGCAGCAGCAGCAGCAUCAUGGGAGCUCUGGGCCCCCUCCACCUGGAGCUUAUCCCCACCCCCUGGAGAGCAGUAGUUCCCACCAUGCACACCCUUAUGCCAUGUCUCCCUCCCUGGGGUCUCUCAGGUCCUACCCACCAGGGCCAGCACACCUGCCCCCACCUCACAGCCAGGUGUCCUACAGCCAAGCAGGCCCCAAUGGCCCCCCAGCUGCUUCUUCCAACUCUUCUUCCUCUCAAGGGUCCUACCCGUGUUCACACCCCUCUCCUUCCCAGGGCCCCCAAGGGGCGCCCUACCCCUUCCCACCGGUGCCUCCGGUUACCACCUCUUCGGCUACACUUUCCACAGUCAUUGCCACAGUGGCUUCCUCGCCAGCAGGCUACAAAACGGCCUCCCCACCUGGGCCCCCACCGUAUGGGAAGAGAGCCCCGUCCCCAGGGGCCUACAAGACAGCCACCCCACCCGGAUACAAGCCGGGGUCGCCACCCUCCUUCCGAACUGGGACCCCACCAGGCUACCGAGGCGCCUCGCCGCCCGCAGGCCCAGGGACCUUCAAGCCAGGCUCGCCCACCGUGGGGCCUGGGCUGCUGCCGCCUGCGGGGCCCUCAGGCCUGUCAUCCCUGCCACCACCGCCUGCGGCCCCCACUUCGGGGCCGCCCCUGAGUGCCACGCAGAUCAAACAGGAGCCGGCUGAAGAGUAUGAAACGCCCGAGAGCCCAGUGCCCCCGGCUCGCAGCCCCUCGCCCCCUCCCAAGGUGGUAGAUGUGCCCAGCCACGCCAGUCAGUCAGCAAGGUUCAACAAACACCUGGAUCGCGGCUUUAACUCGUGCGCGCGCAGCGACCUGUACUUUGUGCCGCUGGAGGGUUCCAAGCUGGCCAAGAAGCGGGCCGACCUGGUGGAGAAGGUGCGGCGCGAGGCGGAGCAGCGCGCGCGCGAAGAAAAGGAGCGCGAGCGCGAGCGGGAACGCGAGAAGGAGCGCGAGCGCGAGAAGGAACGCGAGCUGGAACGGAGCGUGAAGUUGGCUCAGGAGGGCCGUGCUCCAGUGGAGUGCCCAUCUCUCGGCCCAGUGCCCCAUCGCCCUCCGUUUGAGCCAGGCAGUGCUGUGGCUACAGUGCCCCCCUACCUGGGCCCCGACACUCCAGCCUUGCGCACUCUUAGUGAAUAUGCCCGGCCCCACGUCAUGUCUCCUGGCAAUCGCAACCAUCCGUUUUACGUGCCCCUGGGGGCAGUGGACCCAGGGCUCCUGGGUUAUAAUGUCCCAGCCCUGUACAGCAGUGACCCAGCAGCCCGGGAGAGGGAGCGGGAAGCCCGUGAACGAGACCUCCGUGACCGCCUCAAGCCUGGCUUCGAGGUGAAGCCCAGUGAGCUGGAACCCCUACAUGGGGUUCCUGGGCCAGGCCUGGAUCCCUUCCCCCGACAUGGUGGCCUGGCUCUGCAGCCUGGCCCCCCUGGCCUGCACCCUUUCCCUUUUCACCCGAGCCUGGGGCCCCUGGAGAGAGAGCGUCUAGCGCUGGCCGCUGGGCCAGCCCUGCGGCCUGACAUGUCCUACGCGGAGCGUCUGGCAGCUGAGAGGCAGCACGCAGAAAGGGUGGCAGCCCUGGGCAAUGAUCCACUGGCCCGACUGCAGAUGCUCAAUGUGACCCCCCAUCAUCACCAGCACUCUCACAUCCACUCUCACCUGCACCUCCACCAGCAGGAUGCCAUCCAUGCAGCCUCUGCCUCGGUGCACCCUCUUAUUGACCCCCUGGCCUCAGGGUCUCACCUUACCCGGAUUCCCUACCCAGCUGGGACCCUCCCCAACCCUCUUCUUCCUCACCCUCUGCACGAGAAUGAAGUUCUUCGUCACCAGCUCUUUGCUGCUCCUUACCGGGACCUGCCAGCUUCCCUCUCUGCCCCGAUGUCAGCAGCUCACCAGCUGCAGGCCAUGCACGCGCAGUCCGCUGAGCUGCAGCGCUUGGCACUGGAGCAGCAGCAGUGGCUGCACGCCCAUCACCCGUUGCACAGUGUGCCGCUACCCGCCCAGGAGGACUACUACAGUCACCUGAAGAAGGAAAGUGACAAGCCGCUGUAGAACCUGCAAUCAAGAGAGCACCUAUGGCCCCUGCAUCUGGACCUUGUAGGCCUCCUUCCCAGCCUGCCAUCCAGAGCGUGGAGGGUUGCUGCUCAGUUGCAGGGCCUUGGCAGCUGGGCAGAGGGAGGGAAGAAGGGACAGACGGAAGGCCAAGGCUCCUGUGGUGUGUGGAGGUGGAGAGGUGGCAGGGGUGGGGGCAGAAAGCGCACAGUAUCUUGGACCAGGUCCCUUUUCCUUGUCCCCCUGCUUUCUUCCUCACCCAUGCCCAACUCCCGUGGCCACCGCCCCUCCCCCACCCCGUUGGUGUGAUUAUUUCAUCUGUUAGAUGUGGCUGUUUUUGCGUAGCAUUGUGUGCCGCCCCAGCCCCUCCCCAGUCCCUGUGUGCGCGCCCCUUCUGCAAUGUAUGCCCCUUGCCCCUGCCCCACAUUAAUAAUUUAUAUAUAUAAAUAUCUAUAUGACGCUCUUUGAAAAACAUCCCAAACAAAACCAACCAAACAAAAACAUCCUCAUGAUUCCCCAGACAGAUGGCUGUGACUCGUUCUUUGCGGGCUAUGGGGGCGGAAUCUGCGCGGGGUCUUGAGAGAGACCAACAGGGAAGUUGAUAGGGAUGGGCCUUCUGAAGGAAUUGGGUGGAGGGACCCUGGAGAGUUGGAGGGGGUACCACCGGAGCAGUCUCCUUCCAAGUCAGGGAAGAGGAAGUCAGGAUGCUGGAGGUCUGGGACAGGCACGCCUUUGCCAAGGUCAGGUCUAGGGAACUACUCAGGCUUUUGAGGCGUUUCUGCCACUGGUCUCAGCUAGGAGCCACCAGCCCUGAAUCCUUUCCAUAGAAUAGUUUGAGACACGGUUAGUGGUUUCAACAGAUGAAAGCGAUUAGAACCCAGGAGUCCUAACUACCCUAAUGGUUUGAGGAGCUAUUAGGUGACAAUUUCAAACGCCUAGAAGAAAAAAGAAAUCAGAAGGCUUUACGCUGCAGCACACACCGCUAUAUACAAGGCCCUUUCCAAAAGCUCCAAGCUUUUAUUGCUGCGAAUCACUGUCUGCGUUCUUAAAAACUAAAGGGUGUGACUGGCUUCCCUCAGCCAAUGAGCAUCGAUCUUAUUUGCAUAAACUUAUCAAACGUUCACAAACUCUAGAAAUGAACGCUAUAAGUAAAUUCUUUAGAAUACUGUUUUUUCUUGUGAAAGUUAAGAGUAUGCAUCGUUGUUACACCUAUAGGAGUUAGCAAACAAACACUGAGCUCACCCUCACUAAUAGUGGAGUUCAUAGCUAUCCCAUGUUCUCUCCAGAUUACUUCCUGCAGUGCUUACAGCUCUUUUUGAAUUUGUCUAGCAGGUCUUCCGGUUUAUACCGGAAGACCCCCCCAAUUACGUAGCCUGUUUUUAACAAUAGAAAA